Molecule: messenger RNA, 2361 nt
Organism: Trypanosoma rangeli
Lineage: Eukaryota; Euglenozoa; Kinetoplastea; Trypanosomatida; Trypanosomatidae
Product: putative protein kinase
Exons: 1
Coding region: 1-2361 (786 amino acids)
Source: RefSeq, a predicted model, not a curated record
AUGCACACGACAGUAGAGGCCAAUAAAAUCCUUUGGCGCCACAUGUUGUACAUUAGUGCACCACUGGUGGGGGAAGGGGGAGGUGGGCAUGUCACAGCCACGACACUGCAGGAUGGGGCACGCGGGAGUGCUGUGAACUCACAUCAACAUCAAUUUUCUCGCCCUGUGCUCGUGGAUGCAAAAAACGAUUCGGUGCAGCAUGCAUUUAGACACCUUGAUGCAGUGGAGAAAAGUGGACGUGCAAAGGACUUGGAGCUUUUACGAGAAGCUCUUAUCGUUUGCUGUGGCUCUACUCGGCGGUUUCCCCUACCGCAGGUGACGUUAGUGGAGUUGCUUUGUAUAUUUAACGAGCAUAUGCAGUAUCACGUAGAUGCGGAGGGCGCUCUUGCAGGAGACUACAUUCUUAACUCACUCUGCUUUUUUUUUCUCUGCGAUCGCCAGGAGGCUCUUCAAAGGUACGCCAUUCCACUUGUGGAGCUUGGCACCUUGCGGCCUGCGGACUCAAACUACCGUAGCUUGAUCAAAUUUGAAGCCGUGCGUUGCUGUUUUAGGCCUGCUUGUACUUUGGAUCUUCACUCACUGCCUCUUCGGGAGUCACUUUUGCGAUUUGUGUGCAUUUUCUGUCAUCAGUCCUGCGUCGAAGGAGGCAAUGAGCUGAUCUACCUAAGUCACUCACGCUGGGUGUUUGGUUCCCAGCCCAACGUCUCUGAUGCCAAGGAUUUCCUGGACUCUCCCUUUAGCCCCUUUCCAGAGGCCCUCCGUCGUGGAUUUCUUGGACCUCUCAUGCAGUUUGUGACAUCGUUUUGUAUUUCUGAUUGCAAAGCACAUGAUACAUGGGGUAGUGACUGCUGUAUUGUGUGCCUCGACGGUGUGAAGGUGGCGUUGGUCCUGUUGGCACUGAAUAACACACCUCUCAUGGUGAUGAACCCGGGCGAACAGAACUUGGAUCGGUGCGAUUGUCCAACGACAGUCUUAUUUGGAUUUCCUGAAGAUGUGCCAGAUGCGCAUAUUAGGUUGGCGUUACAAUGUAUGCUCGAUGUGGUUGAAAUGCGAGAGGGACCCCGCGUGGAUUUCGGCGCCGUCUUCGGUCAGUCGCCAGAGUCAUUCCGACGAUGGUGCCGAUCUAUCGGAAACCAACUUUUUUACAUGAAAAAUGAACUUUUAUUCGGUCCCCAAGGUUCGAGCUAUGUGUCGUCAUUACGGCCUGAUUGGGAGCUGUUGUCUUUACCAGGAACCGAUAAGGGUCGAUCUGAGCGAAACGAUCGUGGAAGUGUUUCAGGUGUGUCACAUUUUAUCUGCCCUUUUCUGCAAGCCGCUCCAUUGUCGCGGCGGACUUUUGCACUGGCGUUGGAGCUGCGCUGGAGUUUUGGAAAUGCCAUUGCGUCGAUGAGAACACUUGGGGGCUGCUUUGCAACGAUGAUUCUGGUGGGUGCCCAGGUGAUACUGACUGACUGUCACCCCUACCUAACCUCACUGCUAAGUGUCGAGGCACGUCUUGAUGCCCACGCCAGGCACGCGGAUCUCCAGCUUCCCUCGGCUUCUCUGGCUGACGAUACAUUUGGCGGCAGCGAGGACGGCGGAAUUCUUCCACGCCUAUGGAGUCGUGUGGUUUUUUCCAACUUUCGCCGGUCAUCUCUGUGCCUCGCUUGGCGGUAUCUUCCGGCGCACGUGGUUCGUCUUGCGCAGCACGAGAGGGAGGAAGUGGAGGUGACCGGACUAUUCUACCGUUCAGCUUCUGUGACUGUGGGGGAUGUGACUUUGACGAUGCUCAUUGGCAACGGGAAGAAUUUUUCCGUUUCCGCAGCGACAGAAGGUGACGAGGUGUGGGCUGAGCUGGAGAGUGUUUGCCUACAGGAACUAGCGGAGCGGGAACAUGAAAUGAUGCAGCUUUCCUCGCUUGUGGCAGAGUGCGAGGCACCGCAGCGCUGCUCGAAUGGUAAUCCACGCGAGGACGUUCUUUGUGUUGCCCACGAUCUUACUACCGGGACGUCCACGUUGCUUGGUCAACGCAGCGACCUUUUGGCAUCGGACGAAAGCAAAUUGGACCCGCUUUUUGCGAGGGGGGUAUCGCACGCGCAGUCGUUGCUCGGACGCCCCUUUUGCCCCCCUCAACGUUAUGACGACGACAUGAUGACCACAUCGUUUGCGUUUGCCGAACUUCCCAUUACACGUGUCAUGUUGGGCCGCACGGCGUUUGGAGCUGGCCGAGACCGACGAUCGACCGGGACCCUUUACUCUUGCCAGACGGGUGGGCAGGAAUUUUUUUUUGCGGAUUACAAACCUUCCACGUUUCGUUCUGUAGAAGACACCUUUUUGUGCUUUAUCGCUUCACAAGGAGGUGAUGGAGAAGCAAAUGUAUGA